ACUAUUGAAAGAUGCAGGAGCCAGUAUGAAUCAUUCGAUUUGAUCGGCAUGACGGAAUAUGGAUCCCGACAGGAAGUCGAAUGUCAAAUCCACUCUUGCUUCCAACUCCUCUGUCAAUUGCCAAACGAAGAGCUAUGGAGAUGGCAAGCCGGCAUUAGUCUUGUUGUCCACCGAUUCCAAAGGGUCCCUGUCUCGCAAACUUUGCCGCCACAGGGAACAUGGCUUCCUUCAGUGUCUCAGAGUGUGUCAGGAGGAUAUCUAACACAGCAGGGGAUUUUGGCAUGCCUUCUGCUGCUCUACCGACUGUCAGAUCAAGAGGUUGGGAGAUGGCAAUGGGUGAUGAUCAGCUAUCUAUAUCCUCGUCUCCAGAGGCUACCUGCUAUGAGACCACCGCCACCAGGAAGCAAGAAGUGUCAUGAAUUCCUGGAUGAGUUGCAGAAGGAGCUGAGGUUAAUAAAAACAUUCUUUGACGAUGAUCGGUCCUACCUGAUCAUGGAGUUGGCGGGAAAGGGGGAUCCGCGAGUCGCUGCUCUCAGUCCUCCGAGGACGGCGUCAUAUGAACAGCUGUUCCUCUUUACCCUCAGUGUAAGAUACCACGCACGGACCUAUCGGGCAGCAUUCCUAGAUAUGGAUGGGGAUCGGCUGCAUGAUAGUGGGUCUCGAGCUCAUGGCCAUAGUGGCGAAUAUAUCGAGAAAUAUGGUCUCAGUCCUAGCGCUGAUCGGGUAGGGUAUGCCCUUCGGAUUGGCCGCAAGCAGCAGGCAGUUGAAGAGGGCGUCAGCUUGUCAGGGAUGUCGCUUGUAAUGACACCAAUGUCUCGCAAGCUGCAUGCUCUCACGUCCCUGGAGAUCGACAAAGCAAUAUGCCUCCUUGCGGUCUUCAAUGAAUACGAGCAAAUCAUGGGACUAUCUUGCUACUUAUCGCCCGACAUGGACUCAUACCAGGAAAUAUUUGAUUCUGAAGUUGCCAAUUGGCUGGCACAGACUCGAUAUGAUUGA
Rasamsonia emersonii CBS 393.64 is the source of this 996-nucleotide messenger RNA. RefSeq lists its product as uncharacterized. The record is from RefSeq and is a predicted model, not a curated record. Lineage: Eukaryota; Fungi; Ascomycota; Eurotiomycetes; Eurotiales; Trichocomaceae. The annotation marks the transcript as partial. The transcript has a single exon.